Molecule: messenger RNA, 324 nt
Organism: Sphenostylis stenocarpa
Lineage: Eukaryota; Viridiplantae; Streptophyta; Magnoliopsida; Fabales; Fabaceae
Source: the annotation of a GenBank genome assembly
AUGCAAAUAACCAGUGCAUUAGCGAAAGGCAACCCUCUUCUUACCCCCUUAUCUAGAUUUCUCUGUAUGCGUCAUCAUUCAUCAACCAACUUGUUUGUCACGGGGCUUUCCUAUGAUACAAAUGAACCGAUUCUGAGAGAUGCAUUUGAUAAGCAUGGUGAAAUCACCGAAGUUAGAGUAAUAUGUGAUCACGUAACUGGGAAAUCAAGAGGUUAUGGAUUUGUGCGGUUCGUUUCUGAAACUAUAGCUGCUACAGCUCGCAAAGAAAUGAACGGCCAGGUUUUUAUUUUCUUUCAUUUCCCCUGUUUGUUGAACAUGAAUUGA